This is a messenger RNA of Parnassius mnemosyne (clouded apollo), 273 nucleotides long. NCBI's taxonomy places the organism in Eukaryota, Metazoa, Arthropoda, Insecta, Lepidoptera, Papilionidae. The record is from the annotation of a GenBank genome assembly.
AUGAAAUCUGUCAAAUAUUAUACCUCACUAGCUAGUGGCGCCGCCCUGGUGGUAGAAAAAGUCGUGGAUGCCCUCAUUGAGCAUGUAUGGGGUAUGUUCAAAAGAAAGAUAAAGUCCAGCUCCAAACCGCCAAAAACUCUAAAUGAGCUCCGAAAUGCAGCGCUGGCCGCUUGGGACAGCAUACCGCAAGUUGAUGUCAGAAACAUCAUUCAAAACAUGCCAGAUCGAAUGCAAGCGGUUAUCAGGGCUAGGGGAGGAAACACCCGAUAUUAA